AUGCAUCACCAUAUCUUCUUCAUGGUGAUUCUGCUUUCGUUCAAUGUGUUGAUACAAUCUCGAGUUGAACCAAAAAGAAACAGUUUCACUAUCGAUCUUAUCCAUCCCGAUUCAAUACUAUCACCCUUUUAUAACCGUUCUAUCACUCCAUCAGAACUCAUAAGGAAAGCUGGCAUGCGUUCUCUCAAUCGAGUCAACUACUACUUCAAUUCAUCUAGGCAUGCUAAUCCAGAAGAGAAUAUCGAGUCACCGGUGAUUCAUGACGGAGCGGACUAUCUCGCGGAGAUUUACGUUAGUCCUACUCUAAAACAAAAGGUGUAUGCUGUGAUAGGUACGGGAAGUGAACUUAUAUGGAUACAAUGCAAACCUUGUAAGAAUUAUAACGAUGAGGAUGUGGCACUCUAUGAACCCAGGAAUUCAGAGACCUACAAAGCACUUUCCGACAGUGAUAAGAUUUGUCAGGAUUUGGAGUUUACAAAGUCUGCAGGGAGAUCAAAGAAGUGCAAAUACAGAUAUUCUUACGAGAAAAAUGCAUUUACAGUCGGAAUUCUGAGCACUGAGACCUUCUACUUUAAGCCCACCACCAAGGGCAAACCGAUAUCCUUCCCCAAAUUAGUGUUUGGGUGUAGUCACAUAAACAACGUUAAGCUGAUCAGUAGCAAAGUUCAAGGUGUGAUUGGUCUUGGUCUUGGAAGUGGGAAGUUAUCGUUUGUUUCUCAACUAGGAGACCGAACUGAACAUAGAUUCUCCUACUGUCUUGUUCCACUGUCGGAAAACACAGCCGCUAGCAAACUUAGUUUUGGACAUGAAGAAAAAAUCUCGGAUGCAAGAGUCUCAACCUCAUUUGUAUUCAAAGAUGAUAAACCCUAUUACUACCUUAGUCUUGAAGGUAUUACCGUUGGAUUUUAUAAGAAAGUAAGGAUAGAAGAAGAGCACCGGAAUAUCAUAAUCGAUUCUGGGACGCCCAUGACAGUACUGCAUUCAAGCAUAUAUGAUCCCCUGGAACGUGCACUUAUCAAGGUGAUUGGUCUGAGUCCAAAGAAAAUAGACCCAACUGGACCAUUUACUUUGUGCUAUGAUACUUGGCGUAACCUCUCCUAUCCCAACCUGGUAUUCCAUUUUCCUAAGGCAGAUGUUCAUUUAAAACGGGAAAACACAUAUAUUCGGUAUUUGGAUUAUACCUGUGUGACCAUAAUUCGAUAUGAUGGUAUUUCUAUUUUUGGUAACUCGGCUCAAAUAAACUUUCAAGUAGAAUAUGAUCUCAUUGAGAAGCAAGUGUCUUUUACGCCAACAGAUUGCACCAAAUUUGGAAUCAAGGUGUAG
Tripterygium wilfordii is the source of this 1323-nucleotide messenger RNA. Its product is annotated as aspartic proteinase CDR1-like. The record is from RefSeq and is a predicted model, not a curated record. The transcript has a single exon. Gene Ontology annotation, cellular component: extracellular region. NCBI's taxonomy places the organism in Eukaryota, Viridiplantae, Streptophyta, Magnoliopsida, Celastrales, Celastraceae. The coding region runs from base 1 to 1323 and encodes 440 amino acids.